CGCAUAUACGGGUUGCCAAAGUGCGUUUCGCACGGGCCUACUUCCUUUCGCUCCGACAUCUUGACGAGGAAACAUGCCUCCCAAGACUGACAAGAAAAAGGACACUGGAAAGUCCAAGAAGGACAAGGACCCAGUUAACAAGUCUGGAGGCAAAGCCAAGAAAAAGAAGUGGUCCAAAGGAAAAGUGAGGGACAAGCUGAACAACCUGAUCCUCUUCGACAAGGCCACCUACGAAAAGCUGUACAAAGAAGUUCCCAACUACAAGCUUAUCACACCUGCCGUUGUGUCUGAGAGGCUGAAGAUCCGUGGCUCCUUGGCCAGGAACGCCCUGCAGGAACUGCUUGCUAAAGGCAUGAUCAAGCUCGUGUCUAAACACAGAGCCCAGCUCAUCUACACGCGUAACACCAAGGGCGGAGAUGAGGAGGCAGCUGCUGAGAAAGCAUAAUCAGGUUCUCUCGUUUCCUUUGUAAUGGAAGUUAAAUAAAAUGUAAAGACAAA
This is a messenger RNA of Syngnathus acus (greater pipefish), 498 nucleotides long. It is a transcript of the gene rps25, whose product is annotated as ribosomal protein S25. Lineage: Eukaryota; Metazoa; Chordata; Actinopteri; Syngnathiformes; Syngnathidae. Bases 74 to 445 code for a protein of 123 amino acids. Gene Ontology annotation, cellular component: cytosolic small ribosomal subunit. The transcript has 5 exons. The record is from RefSeq and is a predicted model, not a curated record. Gene Ontology annotation, molecular function: structural constituent of ribosome.